UCUUCCUUUCUCUGCCAUCAUGGUGUGUGCUUGACUCCGCUUCUUGCCAUGUCUUCUCACAAGACUUUCAGGAUUAAGCGAUUCCUGGCCAAGAAACAAAAGCAAAAUCGUUCCAUUCCCCAGUGGAUUAGGAUGAAAACUGGCAAUAAAAUCAGGUACAACUCCAAAAGGAGACAUCGGAGAAGAACCAAGCUGGGUCUAUAAGGAAUUGCACGUGAGAUGGCACACACAUUUAUGCUGUCUGAAGGUCACAAUCACAUUACCGUAUCAAGCUGAAAACGUCACCAUUAUCUGGAGAAUUAGGCAUGUUUUACUGGGAAUAUAUUUUUCCUUUCUGAAUCUGUUAUGAAUGCGUUGGUUGGCUGGGUUCAGUAAUAAAUAUGUGAGACCUUUCAUUUCAAAAACAACAACAGCAACAAAAUAAAACACUUUUAGGUUUCUGUUAUAAGGGAGGAGAGACUCAGUCCUGGGAGAGCAGCCAGCAAGGUCUACCAUCAUGGCCAAAUGAAACCAUUGUUCCCCUCUACCCAUCCUCCCACACCUACUCCUUCUCCAGGCUUCUUCGUAUGAGUAGAUGGCACCUCCCUUCACUCAACUCCCCAAGUGAAAAGUCCAAGAGUCAGCCCUCACUCCAUGCCCACAUCCAGUCCAACAGUUCCUGUUAGCUUCACCAUGAUCUGGAUCCUGAAUCUGACCAUGACCUUCCAAGCCACUCUCAUCUCUCUCCCUUGUGCACUCCGGCUCUCCUUACCAUCCAUUCUCCUCCUGGUGGCUGAAGAAUUCGUUACACAAGUAAUCUGAUCACAUCACUCCCACCUUAAAGCCCUUUGAAGCUUUGCA
Molecule: messenger RNA, 840 nt
Organism: Chlorocebus sabaeus (green monkey)
Lineage: Eukaryota; Metazoa; Chordata; Mammalia; Primates; Cercopithecidae
Source: RefSeq, a predicted model, not a curated record